Diplodia corticola is the source of this 903-nucleotide messenger RNA. RefSeq names its product tho complex subunit 5. Gene Ontology annotation, biological process: mRNA export from nucleus; positive regulation of DNA-templated transcription, elongation. Bases 1 to 903 code for a protein of 300 amino acids. Gene Ontology annotation, cellular component: THO complex part of transcription export complex. NCBI's taxonomy places the organism in Eukaryota, Fungi, Ascomycota, Dothideomycetes, Botryosphaeriales, Botryosphaeriaceae. Gene Ontology annotation, molecular function: mRNA binding. The record is from RefSeq and is a predicted model, not a curated record. The transcript has 2 exons.
AUGCCGGCCGUGCAACCGCGCGCAACUUCGACGCGUCUUCUGCCCGCCGCCGACCCUCGUCCACGCACCGCACCAGCAACAACGCCAUUGACCGCGCCCACCGCCGCCGUCAUGACCGCCGCCGACAUCAUCGCCGACCCGGACCUGCGCGCCGUCCUCGACGCCGCCUCGCUCGCCCAGCAGCAAUGCGACGCGCUGCUCGCCGUGCUCGCCGAGCACCCUCUACCGCCUCCGACCUCGCCGUCCUCCGAAAGCGGCACCCAGAACAUGCCGCCCGACGUCGCGGAGCAGAUAUCGUCGGCGCAGAAAGCCCUGCACGCCCACCUCGCCGCGGUGCGCAACCAGAACCGCAAGGCGCUGCUGAGCGUGCGCUCGACCAAGCACGCCACGGCCGACGCCCGCCACGAGGUCGACACGCUGCACCUGGCGCUGCAGAACCUGUACUACGAGCAGCGGCAUCUGGAGUCCGAGAUCAAGGCUUGCCAAGGCUACGACCAUCCGUAUCAGAAGCUGCCGCUGAUGGCGGAAGAGGAGUUUGUGGCCGCCUUUCCCGAGGUGGUCGAGGGCUGUAGGGAAGCUGCGCAAAAGGCCGUCGGGGAGAGACGAGAGAUGGCGGAGGGUGGAGAGCAAGCGGGCGAGGACGUGGGGAUGGAGGGGGGAGAGGAGGAUGCAGCCUACGAGGAGGAAAUGUUCGAAGACGCCUUGAUGAAGGCCAGGAUCGAACAAGAGCACAAGGAGAGGUUGGCGUUAGAGGAGAAGAGGCAGGGCUUGCUGAAGAAGAAGCAGGGAUUGAUUGCGGAGAACAACAAAAGAAAGGAGGACCUGGCGAAAUUGGACGAAAGUUUGGAAAAGUUCAUCGAGGCUGCCAAGCCCAUCGAGCAAACGUUUCAAAAAGAGUACUAG